AUGCUUGAUUUAAGUUAAUUAAGUCAGGUUGUCAUUUACUAACUAACUUGCUUAUUUACUUACAAACUAAAUAAAAUAUAACUAAUAUCUUUACUUACUCAUCACAAAACAACUAAAAUAUAACGAAAGCCAUUGUUUUUUUUACCUUCCUUUCUCCUCCUUAUUUAUUUCUUUGUUUAUUCUUAUAUUUAAAGUUGGAAUGAUAUUGGUGCAUAUGGUGUUUACGGUGCAAAAUAUUUAGGCAUAGGAAUAGCCUAAUGCAAGUAUAUCACAACUUUGAUGCUUGAUUUAAGUAUGAAUGAAAUUGGUGAUGAAGGUGUAAAAGAUUUAGGCACAGGAAUAGCCUAGUGCAAGAAUAUCACAACUUUGAAGCUUGAUUUAUGCUUCAAUAAAAUUGGUGAUGACAGUGCAAAAGAUUUAAGCAUAGGAAUAGCCUAGUGCAAGAAUAUAACAACUUUGACUCUUGAUUUAUUUUGGAAUUAUAUUGGUGAAUAGGAAGAUUUGGGCACAGGAAUAGCCUAGUGCCAGAAUAUCACAACUUUAACGCUAAUAAGAUGAAAUAUUUUAAAUAAUAAUAGAAGAUUAUUUUUAUAAUAGUUAACAUUUAAAAGAAAGAAUUUAUAAUGCCUAUGAUUCACUCCUGAAAAGGGUCUAAUAAGCAAUCAAUAACA
Molecule: messenger RNA, 671 nt
Organism: Tetrahymena thermophila SB210
Lineage: Eukaryota; Ciliophora; Oligohymenophorea; Hymenostomatida; Tetrahymenidae
Product: kinase domain protein
Exons: 5
Molecular function (GO): protein binding
Source: RefSeq, a predicted model, not a curated record